Staurois parvus is the source of this 420-nucleotide messenger RNA. Lineage: Eukaryota; Metazoa; Chordata; Amphibia; Anura; Ranidae. The record is from the annotation of a GenBank genome assembly.
GGCACUGACUGGCAUCACUGCUGGGCACUGACUGGCGGCACUGACUGGCACAACCGCUGGGCACUGACUGGUGGCACUGACUGGCAGCACUGGUGGGCUGCACUGGUGGGUGGCACUGGUGGGCGGCACUGGUGGGUGGGCACAGGUGGGUGGCACUGGUGGGCACAGGUGGGUGGCACUGGUGGGCACAGGUGGGUGGGCACAGGUGGGUGGCACUGGUGGGCACAGGUAGGUGCACUGCUGGGCACAGGUGGGCGGAACUUGUGGGUGGCACUGCUGGGCACCAAUCAUCAGGGCACUGAUCAUCAGUGCCCUGAUGAUCGGUGCCGAUCCUCGCUCUGACAACUGCCGGUUCUCGGCAGUACUUUCCUCACGAUCUGACAGCGUGAGGAAAAUGCAGCCGAGAACCGGCACUUGCAU